AACAACAUGGCUGCCUCCUCUCGGGCGCAUUUCUGAGCUUGUCCGCAGGUCAUGUGCCCAGUUAGACAGUUUAUUUGAUAUUACUGCCCGUGUGGAUGAAAUGUUGUGAGACAGAGUAAGAAUAAUCUUUUUUAUCACCUUUUUAACGAGCUCCGCGUCCUUUGCGCCCGCUGUUGAAAUGACAGAGUCUUUGGAAAAUGCCUGGCUUUACACUGAAGCUUUCCUUUCGGCUGUGUGGCACAACAGAUUAUAUGUGUACACUGCAGCUGCGCUCCUUAUCGGGUUAUGGGUUAUAGUGAACGUGACCAUGAGAAAGAAGAAGCCGGUCAACCCUGUAGCAACCCAAAUUUCCAAGUCUGAGAAACAGAAGGAGCAAAUACCCGAAAAAGAGAAGGUUGUCAAUGUUGCAGGUGUAAGGAUUUUCUAUGGGUCACAGACUGGAACUGCAAAGGGUUUUGCCAGAGAGCUCGCAGAAGAUGUCCAGGCACUCGGGUUCCAGUCUGACGUGAUUGACUUGAAGGAUUAUGACCCGGAGGACAAAUUGUCAGAUGAGUGCACCAGUAAAAUGAUUUGUGUGUUCCUCCUGGCCACGUACACUGAUGGCAAGCCCACUGAGAAUGCUGCAUGGUUCUGUAAAUGGCUGGAGGAGGCAUCUACUGACUUUCGCUAUGGAAAAACCUACCUGAAAGGAAUGAGGUAUGCCGUCUUCGGCCUGGGGAACUCCGUAUACGUCGGCCAUUACAAUACGGUUGGCAAAAAUGUGGACAAGUGGCUGUGGAUGCUGAGUGCGGUACGCAUCAUGAGCCGCAGCGAAGGCGACUGCGAUGUGGUGAAAAGCCGAAACGGCAGCAUCCAGGCUGACUUCCAGGUGUGGAAAGAUGAUUUCCUGAGGCGCCUUCAGGCCCUGGCCAAGGGUGAGAAGAAGAUGUGCAGCUGCGAGUGCAAAAAAGGCUCUUGCAAGAAUAAAAAGAAGGACCAUGAGGAAGAGGAGGGCGAGAAAUACAGCUCUGAGGAGCUGUUUGAGUCCAGCAGUGAUCCAGAGUCCGGAGGUGAAGAGGAGAAAGCUCACGGCUCUGUCAUCGACAUGGAGGAUCUUGGAAAUGUUAUGAACCGCAUGAAGAAAGCCAAGAAACAAGUGGAGGAGGCCCCGUCUCAGCUGGGAAGACUGUCCAAACUGAAUGGAUUGAUGAAGACUGAAAGUCAGGAGGAGGAGAGGAGGGAGAUGAUUACUCCAGCACUGAGAGAAGCGCUCACUAAGCAAGGAUACAAACUAAUAGGCAGUCACUCCGGGGUGAAGCUGUGUCGCUGGACCAAGUCCAUGCUGAGAGGGAGAGGAGGAUGCUACAAACACACAUUUUAUGGCAUUGAAUCUCACCGGUGUAUGGAGACCACUCCCAGUCUGGCCUGUGCCAACAAGUGUGUGUUUUGCUGGAGACACCACACGAACCCUGUAGGCACCGAGUGGCGUUGGAAGAUGGACCCAGCUGAGAAGAUCCUCCAGGAAGCACUGGAGAAUCACCGCAACAUGAUUCGCCAGUUCCGAGGUGUCCCAGGAGUUCGUCCAGAGCGUUUUGAGGAGGGUUUGGCAGUGAAGCACUGUGCUCUGUCUCUCGUGGGCGAGCCCAUCAUGUACCCAGAGAUCAACUCCUUCCUGCACCUCCUUCACCAGUGCCACAUCUCCAGCUUCCUGGUCACUAAUGCCCAGUUUCCUGAAGAGAUCAGGAACCUGGUGCCAGUCACCCAGUUGUACGUGAGUGUAGACGCCAGCACCAAGGACAGUCUGAAGCGGAUAGAUCGUCCUCUUUUCAAAGACUUCUGGCAGCGUUUCCUGGACAGUCUCAAAGCCCUCGGAGAGAAGCAACAGCGCACAGUAUACCGCCUGACCCUGGUUAAGGCCUGGAACGUAGAGGAACUGAAAGCCUAUGCUGAGCUCAUCGCCCUGGGCCAGCCGGACUUCAUCGAGGUCAAGGGAGUAACCUACUGUGGCGAGAGCUCAGCCAGCAAUCUGACCAUGGCCAACGUGCCCUGGCAUGAAGAGGUUGUGCAUUUUGUGCAACAGCUCGCCAACCUCCUGCCCGACUACGAGAUCGCCUGCGAACAUGAACACUCUAACUGCCUGUUACUAGCCCAUCAUAAGUUCAAAGUCGAUGGUGAGUGGUGGACGUGGAUCGACUAUGAGCGCUUCCAUGAGCUCAUUCAGCAGUACAAUGAGGGCAACGGUGCCAAGACGUUCACCGCUCUAGACUACAUGGCCAAGACACCGAGUUGGGCUGUGUUUGGGGCUCGAGAGAGAGGUUUCGACCCCUCAGACACGCGCUUCCUAAGGAAAAACAAGACCAAAGACAUCUCUGGGUGUUGAUGUCAAACCCUUUCUACAGAAUCUCCAUUUUUUUUUAAACAUUUGAAUAAGAGAGAUAUUUUAUAAAGACUUUUUGAAGGUCUGCAUGAAUCAUUUCUCACAUAAGAAUAGAAUUUUUAAAAUCUUUUUCCAAGCACAAGCUCAGUGAGGCUCCCAGGUCAUAUGUUCACCUUCACUUCAGUAUUCUAGCUGUUCAUAGAUUUCUUUUUCUUAUGUAUGUUUUUGAAAUAUGACAUGUACCAAGGAGAGGUCAUGCUCUGCAUCAACACUGCAGCCUCUCCGUGUGUCUCUCUACCUUUCCGCUCACAUGGCUCUUUCCCGGUUUCUUAUUGUCCUCGGUUUUCUCCCACAGAGAGUCAGUGCGAGACCUACAGCUUCAUUCACUGACAUGCAGAAAGUCUUUUUUCAGUCUGGGAUAAAAAUAUUCUUUAUGCUAUACAUUUAAUUAAAAUGUCACUAAACACACGGGCUAGUUCUUGUAAUUGUGUCAUGUUCUUUAGAGAAGGUACUGUUGCUGUGGCUUUGGCACUACAGGUUUUUUUUUUUUAACUCUUGCUUUUUUCUCAGUCUGUAUGUUCCCGUGUGGUUUCCUGCUGUGAGUGUAGGUGUGAUUUUCAUUUUUGUGUAUUCUUAUCUUUUGUUCAACAAGCUUUUAGUAUCUUGAGGUUGAGUUUUUCAUUUAGCUUGUGUUGUGGUAAAAUAUGGAUUUUAGUGCCAGCUACAGAAUGUAGGCAUAUCCUGAGUUUUGACAUUGCGCUAACUGCAUUUUCCACCUCUCUCUCUCUCUCUCUCUCGAUUGCUCAAAAGGUGGCUUAAAAGAUGACUGUUUUAACUGUUUGUAUGAGAUGCUGUUGUGCCUUCUGAAUAAAAUAUAGGAUGGUUAUUAAA
This is a messenger RNA of Neoarius graeffei (lesser salmon catfish), 3247 nucleotides long. RefSeq names its product tRNA-yW synthesizing protein 1 homolog (S. cerevisiae) (gene tyw1). The record is from RefSeq and is a predicted model, not a curated record. The transcript is spliced from 16 exons. Lineage: Eukaryota; Metazoa; Chordata; Actinopteri; Siluriformes; Ariidae. Bases 179 to 2359 code for a protein of 726 amino acids. Gene Ontology annotation, molecular function: FMN binding; catalytic activity; 4 iron, 4 sulfur cluster binding. Gene Ontology annotation, biological process: wybutosine biosynthetic process.